GGUGGCCCCUUAGCAGCAGGCCCAGGAAGGGUCAAUGCGGACGCCCCCCGUGCCAUAGCCCUGGGCAGAUGCAGGAUCCUGUGGUUAGCCUGGCUCUGUGGCUGCUGGCUGGGAAGGGAGGGCAGCUGGAUGGCAGCAGGCUGGUGGGUGACCCCGCUGGCAUUUCCACGUGCCCAGGGGGAGACCAAUUUAGACCUGGAAGCCAGCCCAAGGUGGGAUUUUGGGCAGGUCAAGCUCCAAGCCCACGGCCCGGAUACAUGUUAUUCUGUUUGUGUUCCCAGCCCCACUGAGCCCCGAUCUCUGCUCUGCCGCCUGGUCCAGCCCCAUGGGGAGACGUCGUUCUCCAGGGUCUCAAAAGGAGUAUGACUGACUUUCCUUCCUUCCCACAGCCAGCGCCGUCACCCCAGUGAGUCUGGCAGAGAUGGACCCUGCAGAGAUCCCCAUCCAGACAGAGCUGGUGGAGCUGGUGCCCAAUGGGAAAUAUGCUGUGAAUGCCUCGGCCAUCCCCUUGGUGGGGAAUACCAGGUUUGAAGAGCCCCAGCCCACUGUGGCGGAGAUGGAGGAGUUCCUGCCCCAGGGCCCUGACAAGAAGCAGACCCACUUCACAGAUUUCGAAGGGAAGACCUCCUUUGGCAUGUCCGUGUUCAACCUCAGCAAUGCCAUCAUGGGCAGCGGCAUCCUGGGGCUGGCCUACGCCAUGGCCAACACCGGCAUCCUCCUCUUCCUCUUCCUCCUGACCACAGUGGCCUUGCUGUCCAGCUACUCCAUCCACCUGCUGCUGAAGUCCUCUGGGAUUGUGGGGAUCCGUGCCUAUGAGCAGCUGGGCUACCGGGCCUUUGGCACACCGGGGAAGCUGGCCGCGGCCAUCGCCAUCACGCUGCAGAACAUUGGAGCCAUGUCCAGCUACCUGUACAUCGUGAAGUCUGAGGUGCCACUGGUGAUCCAGACCUUCCUCAACCUGGAGGAAAAGAGCACGGACUGGUACCUGAACGGGAACUACCUGGUGAUCCUCAUCUCCCUUACCAUCAUCCUGCCCCUGGCCCUGAUGAAGCAGCUCGGCUACCUGGGUUACACCAGCGGGUUCUCCCUCAGCUGCAUGGUCUUCUUCCUCAUCUCGGUCAUCUACAAGAAGUUCCAGAUCCCCUGCCCCCUCCCUGAGCAGGACAGCAACGGCACAAGCAACCUCAGCGACGCCCAGGGCAGCACCAGCGACUACCAGAACGGCUACCCGGUCCUCCAGCCAGCUGCUGCUGCGGCUGCCUGCUCCGCCAGCCUCUUCACACUCAACUCCCAGACAGCCUACACCAUCCCCAUCAUGGCGUUUGCCUUCGUGUGCCACCCCGAGGUGCUGCCCAUCUACACGGAGCUGAAGGACCCCUCCAAGAAGAAGAUGCAGGGCAUCUCGAACAUCUCCAUUGCUGUCAUGUAUGUCAUGUACUUCCUGGCCGCCCUCUUCGGCUACCUCACAUUCUACGGCCAGGUGGAGUCGGAGCUGCUGCACACCUACAGCUACGUGGACCCCUUCGACGUGCUGAUCCUGUGCGUGCGCGUGGCAGUGCUGAUCGCCGUGACGCUGACUGUGCCCAUCGUCCUCUUCCCAGUGCGCCGCGCCAUCCAGCAGAUGCUCUUUCAAGGCAAGGACUUCAGCUGGGUCCGUCACACAGCGAUCGCUGUGGUCCUGCUGAUCACCAUCAACCUGCUGGUCAUCUUCGCCCCCUCCAUCCUCGGCAUCUUCGGCCUGAUUGGUGCCACAUCAGCCCCCUGCCUCAUCUUCAUCUUCCCAGCCAUCUUCUACAUCCGCAUCGUGCCCAAAGACAAGGAGCCCCCGAAGUCCACCCCCAAGAUCCUGGCUGCCGGCUUCGCGGGCCUUGGCGUGCUCUUCAUGGUCAUGAGUCUCAGCUUCAUCAUCAGCGACUGGGCGAUGGGCGGCGCCAAGAGUGGGGGCAGCCACUAGAGGGCAGCAGGAAGCGCCCUCCCGCCCCCACCCCACACCCUGGGAGAUGGGGCUGUCUGAGCCAUGCUCCCCUGCCUCUGUCCUGCUGCUAGUACUGUCCAGCAACCCGGUCCUCAUUGCUGCCGAGCCAGGGACAUGCCUGGGGCCUGCAGCACUACUGGGAUUUCCCCAGUGCAGGCGAGCAAGCCCUUAGCAGCCAAUGAAUGUAGCAUGGGGGGGGGGCGAGCAAUCCCCCAGCUGGGGGGUGGCCAUGGCUGUGGUGGGCCAGUCCGGCAGGGGAGCUUCGAGUGCCAGAAGGAGGAGAAGCAGGUCUAAUGACUGUAGCAUGGGAGUGGGCUCUAUUCCCUGCUCUGCCCUUGUCCAGCUAGGUGAGCUUGCCUCAGUUUUCCCAUCUGUAAAAUGGGGCUGCUACUUCCCUACCUCACUGGGGGGCUGGCUGUGAGACGGAGCAGCUCCAUGCACAUGUGGAGCAGCCAGAAGCCCACAGACAGCGGCUCCAGCGAGGCGGGCAGAGAAUUGUUCCAAGGGGGCAACAAACAGGAAGCGAGUGCUGCCAAGUGGGAAGUGACGCAGACCAAGGGCACGUCCUGUCAGGGAGCAGUUCAGCGACGAAAAAGAAACGAAAUGGGGUGGGGUGUAGUGCUGUCCCGCCCUGUGCCUCUGUUUCUUUUUCCCUGCUGGAGCACAGGGCCGGAUGCCCUUCAGAACCCCCUUUUCUUGAGGGUCCCAUGCUCUGUGCAGUGGCUGCAGAGUUGUGCUAAGCCUGCAGCCAUGAUCUCACACCUGCCGAGGAGGGUGGCAUUUGGGGUGAACUGAGGGGCAGGGACACCCUGCACUAGGGGGAGCAGGGCCUCGGUGUGUCUCACCUUGGCCCAUGUGGGUGGAGGAUUCAAUACCAGCCCUAAUAUGCCCCCCCAGCUGCUAUUGCAAUGGGGGCCUUGCCCACUGCCUGGAGCAGCUCCCUGCCCCACAGCACUGAGAGACACGGCCCAACCGUCCCCUCCCUUCUCAGGAGGGCCCUCCCUGCUGGCUGGCAGACGGUGCCCCCCCUGAGAGUUGGCAGUGUAUGCUGGAAAUUGUGGCCCUGCCAUUGAGCCUGUAUAGAAACUAAACAAUCCCUAAAACUUGAUUUGCUGCUAAUCGAAAUAGUUUAGGAGAAUCUACAUUAAUUUAUAUUGUAUAUGUGUACACACA
Molecule: messenger RNA, 3148 nt
Organism: Chrysemys picta bellii (western painted turtle)
Lineage: Eukaryota; Metazoa; Chordata; Testudines; Emydidae
Source: RefSeq, a predicted model, not a curated record